Molecule: messenger RNA, 1165 nt
Organism: Mizuhopecten yessoensis (Yesso scallop)
Lineage: Eukaryota; Metazoa; Mollusca; Bivalvia; Pectinida; Pectinidae
Exons: 12
Coding region: 8-1165 (385 amino acids)
Biological process (GO): apoptotic process
Source: RefSeq, a predicted model, not a curated record
AUUAAACAUGGCGGGGAAAACAUUAUUUGUACUUCUUUGCUAUUGCAUUGCAUCAUCGACAUUCAUCAAAGUUGUUUCAAUGGAACUGGUUUCCCACUGGUUGUCUGGAGGGUAUGUACAAUGCUAUCCUGUGGUAUGCCUAGCAGGAUUUCAGGCGUCUUUCUGUAAGCUGGAUAGAACGAGCGACUACUGCCAUUCGUGUCCCGUUGGCAGCACACAGGAUAUAAUUGUGGACACGAGAACUCUUCGGUCUCAGAAUGACGUCCCGAAAUGCUCGCGUAUCGACAUCGCAUGUCUACAGCCAGAAACGACACCUGUUGUGGAAAAUGGCAUAAUUGCUCGCUGUGAAUGUGACCUGUCCAACGGAUAUAUCGGAGAGGACCCGCUAUGCAUGAAAGUCAACAGAUGUUUUCGUGGAGAGGAACUUGACAAAUCAAGCGGUCGAUGUUCACCGUGCCAGAAGGGAUCCUACAAAAACACUACUGGGUACGAGUUUUGCCAACCAUGGACCAGUUGUGAAACCCUUGGCAGAGAAACGUUGAAGGUAGGUAAUACAACUGCUGAUACUGUCUGCGGAAAACGACUUCAGACUACGAAUAGUGAGCCGAGUUUGUAUCCAACAGCAAACACGUUUUCUGUGACCUUGAAAUGUGGAACAGGCGAUUGUCUUACUAAGGCCGAUCAGACUGAGUUCAAAGAAGAUGUCAUGGACAGCACACUGCAACAUCAAAACAAGACUGAUCAGCAUCACUCGAAAGACUGCGGAGAGCGGAGCCUGCAGUAUGCGGUCGUCAUCGCAAUUAUGAUGCUCAUGCUGCUUAUCAUGGCAGUUUGCUUUUUACGCAUCAGCUGCAAGUUAGAUAGAACGCCAUGGAAAGGCUUUCGACUUUCCACAAGGAAUGAAAAAGAUAUCGAAAUGUGUUUUAAACAAGGCAUUCAGGAAGAGAAUGGAAUAGCCAAACACGAAGCCAAAACAGCUUCCGAAAAGUCAACACCUUUUGACGAUUGUGACCAGCCAGCUACGCUGUACCCUCCAAUCAACGAACAGCCGGCUGAACCAACCGCCCCAGAAUUGUCCAUGCAGGGAAACUUACAGCCUCUGAUCCACGUUCCACCAAGCUGCUGCACAUGCGACGUCUACGUCCCAAAGGGAAAUUACGGUUAA